CUCCAGGGAGCUUUCUCCUCUCUCUUUCCUUCCGCCGAAGGUUCGCUUCCCCUGUUGCUCAGCAACGCCCGACGGCACUCUGAUCGACGACUGCAGCUUCUGCCGUCCACCCUACAGCAGAUGAAGUGACGAGACAUGGCUGGCUCGUUGACGCCUUCGAAAAGACCCAGUGAGGGGAACUUCACGGAGCCGAAUGGCAAAAGAAAGGUUCAGAAUAGUUCUACUACCACAUCACCGGGCAAGUCCUCUAAGUCCUCCCCGGGAAGCACCAUCUUCCGUGUACUCUGUCCUGCUUCGGAGGCUUAUGCCAUCAUAGGAAAUAACAGUUCCUUUAUCUUGCAAAUUCGCCAAGAAACUGGUUCCAAUGUUCUAGUUGAGGAAGCUGUCCCCGGGUGUGAUGAGAGAGUAAUUUUUAUUACUGGUGCUGAUGUAGAGAGCAACGUAGUUUCGCAGCAGAACCAGGAAGGUAAACGUGAUGAGGGUAAUGGGAAUAAAGGGGAUGAAGAUAUGAAGGAAAAUGCUGAGGACGGUGAAAAUAAGGGAGACCAAAGUGGAGAAGAUUGCAGAGCUGGAGUGGGGGGGGCAUCUUUGCAGAAGGCUCUGUUGCUUGUGUUUGAGAAAUUGGUCGAAGGACAAUCAACGACUGAGGAUAAUAAUGGAGACGCCAAUAAGUCUGCUUCGUUCAUAUUUAGGUUACUCGUGCUUUCUAGUCAAGUGGGCUGCCUUUUGGGGAAGGCUGGUAGUGUUAUCAAGCAAAUGACGACCGACAGUGGAGCAGAGAUACGUAUUCUUCCCAAGGAUGGGCUUCCUCCACUUGCAUCUGCUUCUGAUGAAUUGGUUCAGAUUGCAGGGGAAGUUGAUGCAGUCAGAAUAGCUCUCCGAUCUGUUUCUCAACAACUGAUAGAAAAUGCAACUCGAGAUAGGGAAACUUUCCUUGCUAACCCAAGUAGUUCAUCAUCUCAUUCAUCUGGUAAUUCACUUCCAAAGCAAGAAUCACACCAUAUAUCGAAACAUUAUGCUGCUCAAAGGGCGGCAUCUUUUGGUUCAAGGCCUCGUGGAAUUGGUGAUUUUCAUCCCCAUGUACCUCCUCUGAUCUCAAGGUUUCAUGAAAAUGGUCACCAGAUUCGGAUGAAGCCAUCUCUUGAUAUGUUAAGCUUCCGCUUACUGUGUACUAGUGAUAGAGUGGGAGGAAUUAUUGGAAAAGGUGGCGCAGUGGUGAACGCUAUUCAGCAAGAGACUGGGUGUGAAAUCCAUGCCGUAGAAGGUCCUCCUGAUUCAGGGGACCGCAUCAUUGUUAUAUCUGGGCCAGCGCAUCCAGAAGACAGGAUUUCAGCUGUACAACACGCACUUCUUCGUGUCCAGAAUAGAAUUCUGAGGGCUACACCAGAUAACAAGGACAGCUCUGUGAUGGCCCGAAUUCUUGUUGCAUCCAAUCAAACCGGUUGUCUUCUCGGAAAAGGUGGUUCUAUCAUAGCUGAGAUGAUGAAGUCAACUGGGGCAUAUAUCCGUACGCUAGGGAAGGACCAGAUACCAAAGUGUGCUUCCGAAGAUGAGGAAGUAGUUCAGGUUAAUGGAGAAUACGAUGCGGUUCAGGACGCUCUUUUGGAGAUAACCAAUAGGUUGAAGUUUCAGUUCUUCCGUGAUGUGUUUCCUUCUAUUGAUCAUCCAUCGAAUCCUGCUCUUUUUGAUCCAGUCCCUCCUUUCCCCUCAUUUAUGAAGAGGGAGCUCUCUCCCCCUCCUCGAAUAUUUGGCCCCUCGUUUCACAAGUUCGAUCCUGUUGGUGGACCUGGUGAUUUUCAUCUGCAUGAUGACCAUCCUCCUUUCAUGCGUAAUAUUUUCCGGCCAGGUCUGCCCCUGCAUAUGCCUGAAAGAAGACCAUGGGGACGAGAGGGACUUAUCGAUAGUGGCGGCCCUCUCGGAUUUCCAGAUUUCCCUGGAGGCCCUCCAAGAAGACUGCCAGGACUUGUAGGAGGAGUUGGACAAGCUAUCAUCACAAGCACAACUAUUGAGGUUGUUGUUCCAAGUUCAGUUGUUCCUAGCAUUUAUGGAGAAGAUGGUUGGUCCUUGAAACGAAUCCGUAUGAUUUCUGAUGCGAAAGUUACAAUUGCCGAUCCCAAGCCUGGAGCUACAGAGACUGCCAUCGUCAUAUCAGGGACACCAGAACAAACUCAUGCCGCUCAGUCUCUUAUUCAGGCAUUUGUAAUGCUGGAAAAUGAGGAGACCUGACAUCUUCAUAGAGCUUCCUGCAGGAUGCAGGAUAUGUGGGAGAGGAGAUCUCAUCGACCUUUAAGUUUGUUUUGUCAGUAUGGCAAUCCUUCUGCCGGAUCAGCAAUAGAAGUGCCAAACCUAGCAGGCUGAUCGAUCCAUUCCUUCUCCAAUUAUCCGGAGGUUUGUAUAUAUAUGUAUAUUAUUAUGACAGCGUAGGUCUAAUCUCUGUCAAAAUGUUAUGAUAGAAGAAUCGUUAGUGUGUACAUUCUGAGGACAUGUGGAACUUUAUCCCGAUACUCUGCCCAGAAAAGAGGGGAAGGGGAAUUGUACCUCCCGAGCGGUAGUUUUUUUUUCCUUUUUCCGCUUUAAAAUUUCGAAUGAUAUAACAAUUCUUGUGCGAAAUCUGUUCUUCGAUAGAAA
Messenger RNA from Punica granatum (pomegranate), 2628 nucleotides. The record is from RefSeq and is a predicted model, not a curated record. NCBI's taxonomy places the organism in Eukaryota, Viridiplantae, Streptophyta, Magnoliopsida, Myrtales, Lythraceae.